Messenger RNA from Pimephales promelas (fathead minnow), 2216 nucleotides. It is a transcript of the gene yipf1, whose product is annotated as Yip1 domain family, member 1. NCBI's taxonomy places the organism in Eukaryota, Metazoa, Chordata, Actinopteri, Cypriniformes, Leuciscidae. Gene Ontology annotation, molecular function: small GTPase binding. The record is from RefSeq and is a predicted model, not a curated record. Gene Ontology annotation, cellular component: membrane; Golgi apparatus. Gene Ontology annotation, biological process: vesicle-mediated transport.
AACAAAUAUGUUUUCACUGAACCACAAGGUGAAAUACCAGGUUUAGAAAUAAAUUGAAAGGCAUCAUUAUGGGCAACUUUUAUUUUGCUACGCAUCACUGUGAUUAUUUAUUUCCGCGUUUCUAUUACCACAACUUCAAAGCAAAGUUUAUGCUCCUGAAAAACUUCAAGAAGUUUAUUUAACACGACGACAACAUUAGAAGUCUUGUUUUGUUAUAGUUACAUGUAUGUAAAGGUUGUGCAGUGUCUCUCCUGCUGUAACGUUACGUGAUCAGGACACUUUAGUAACAGCAGUAAGUCGUCUAUGGUUCAUGUGAGCACAAUAGACCUGUGAUGGCAAAUACUGAUUUUCAUCUGCAAUUUCAAGAAUUUGAAGAUGACCAAGGAUUCUUUGAAAGUAAACAAGGUUCCACAACAGUGACCAUUGAUGACCCCAUCAAAUCACGAAAACAACGUAAAGCUACUGGAGCUGCCCCUGAAGAAGAAGAGAUUGAUCCACUGGACAGCAAUGACCAAACUGAGCUUCUGUCAGGUGAAAAAAAGAGUGCACCUUUCUGGACGUUUGAGUUCUACCAAACAUUAUUCGAUGUGGACAGCCAUCAGGUAAAGAACAGAAUAGUUGGUUCAAUUCUGCCUUGGCCUGGGAAAAACUUUGUCGAGGUCUAUUUAAGAAGUAACCCGGACCUGUAUGGACCUUUCUGGAUCUGUGCAACUCUUGUUUUCGCCAUCGCUAUUAGUGGAAACAUCUCCAGUUUUCUGGUGCACCACGGUCAGCCAAAGUUCAAAUAUGUGCCAGACUUCAGUAAAGUAACCAUGGCAGCCACAGCAAUCUACAGCUAUGCAUGGUUAGUGCCUUCAGCUCUAUGGGGUUUUCUCACCUGGCGAAAUAGGAAGAUCACAAGCCUGGUGUCCUACUCCUUCAUGCAAAUAGUUUGUGUCUAUGGUUACUCACUCUCCAUCUACAUUCCCGCUGUGAUACUGUGGAUAAUACCAAGUGAAAGGCUGAGGUGGUUCUCCAUCGUGGUAGCUUUGUGUCUCUCAGGAUCUGUGCUGGUAAUGACUUUCUGGCCAGCCAUCAGGGAUGAUAAACCAAGGAUUACCGUAGCCAUUAUAGCCACCAUCGUGAUUCUUCACGUCUUACUUGCAGUUGGUUGCAAGGCAUGUUUCUUCAGUACAUACGAGAUGGAUCCAUCAGAGGAUCACAAUGAGCCAUUGAAAACGACCAGCGCUUUAUCAUCCACAUAGGCAAACUGAACAACAGCCCUGGCUUCAGUGAUGAUGUGGUACUCUCAUGUGCUCUGACUGCUGAACUGUUUUAAUAAUGAUGAAAUGGUAUAGAAAUGACAGCGCUUUUAAAUGAGCCAAGUCAUUUGAUUGUAGUUGCUAAUGGGAAAACAGGACAUUGCAUUUGGUAAGAUGUUAGCAUUAGACAGGACUUCCUGUGCAUAUGUGCUCCUUGAGAGACUGUUAUUCUUCUGUAAUUGCAGCUUCUCCUCUUGCCUUAUUAGAGAGAAUCAGGUAUCUUGAUAAUUAGAUUGUGGGCUGUCUGGAUUUCUUCAUUUUAUAUUCUGUAAAGGUGAAGUUUUAAUUUUGAUGGGUUUAGGUUAGUAGGUCAGCAGCCAAACCUUGAGAUAAUCAUCUACAACAUGUCUGAAGAUUUCUGAUUUGAGGUUCAGACACGUUACUGUUACAAAGCAGAGGAUGUGUAUAUACUGUAGCUGUUGUUUAAAUAUUUAUGUGAUAAUUGAGAUUCAGAUGGUUUUCAAAAGGGUCACUCUCCUGUUUCUACCACUUUGAGACAUGUACAUGCACUUAAAAUGUUUUAACACUUACAAACACUACAGUGUCAGCAGACAAAAGGCAUGGAAAAAUAAAAUAAUCUAUAAAUGUACUUAAUAACACAAUACUUACAUAAACUGAUUACAUAUUUAAAUUAUAAUGAGGUUGGAAGUCAAAGCUGGUGUUUAUUUAAAUAUUUUACAAACUUUAAGGUCUCUACGAUGGCCAUUGUUUUCUUUAGGGUUUUUUUUUGUAUUAUAUAUUUGUAACAAAUUUCUUUUCUUUGAACAAGAUACUUGUAGACAAACAAACGAAUUCCAAGAUGUCAUGUUGUAAUAAAUAUUUAGUAGUUUUUCCGCAUUUAAAAUCAAAUGUAUAUAAAUACAGAACAAAGUGGCGAGUAUAUGCUAACUGUAUAAAGUUUUGUUUUUCCAUUUG